Messenger RNA from Coregonus clupeaformis (lake whitefish), 3034 nucleotides. Its product is annotated as zinc finger protein OZF-like. The record is from RefSeq and is a predicted model, not a curated record. The coding region runs from base 283 to 2280 and encodes 665 amino acids. Gene Ontology annotation, molecular function: RNA polymerase II cis-regulatory region sequence-specific DNA binding; DNA-binding transcription activator activity, RNA polymerase II-specific. Lineage: Eukaryota; Metazoa; Chordata; Actinopteri; Salmoniformes; Salmonidae. Gene Ontology annotation, biological process: regulation of transcription by RNA polymerase II. The transcript has 2 exons. Gene Ontology annotation, cellular component: nucleus.
GAGGACCCAGAGCCCACACAGAUUAAAGAGGAACAGGAGGAACUCAGGAUCAGUCAGGAGGAAGAGCAGCUCCAAGUGCUCUUUGAUACCAAAGACUCCAUAUUCACUCCUUCCUUUGUGAAAAGUGAAUGUGAUCAGAAGGACCCAUGUCAAGAAGCCAUACUAGCUGAAUACCCAACUCUCAGUCCACUGAAAACGUCUAAACUACAGUCGUUCUGUGUGUUUUUAAAUGAAUGUUUAACGGCAUCUGCUGCUGUGGAGAUUUUUGGUGCGGUUGAGAAAAUGGUAGUGGAGUACCAGGAGGAGAAUGAUCGGCUACGGAGACUGCUGAGGAUCACACCGGAGAUAAAACUAUGUAGAAUAGACUCCCUGCAGCUCUCUCUCUCUGUCUCUGAAGAGGACGUUCCCCCUGAGCAGCAGCACUGUGAGCAGGAGUGGAGCCCCAGUCUGGGGCAGGAGGACCCAGAGCCCACACAGAUUAAAGAGGAACAGGAGGAACUCAGGACCAAUCAGGAGGAAGAGCAGCUUCAAGUGCUAUUUGAUACCAAAGACUCCGUGUUCACUCCUUCCUGUGUGAAAAGUGAAUGUGAUCAGGAGGACCCACUUCAGUCCUGGACACUUCCCCAAACCCAGACUGUGGAGAACAGAGAGAGUGACUCUAAACCAGUGGAUCUCACAACUUUUGGCACUGUGACCCACCUAAAGGGUCUUGACAUUCCCUUUGACCCUCCAGAUAAUCAGAACAAUGCCUCCAGCCACAGCUCAGCCGUAAGCAGCGACCCAGUAGGACUUGACAGCAGUCCACCAUUGGAUCCAAGCCCACCAUUGGAUCCCAGCCCACCAUUGGAUCCCAGCCCACCAUUGGAUCCCAGUUUAACAUUGGGGGAACACUGUUCCAAACCCAGCAUCACGUCUAGAAAAACGUACCACUGUGGUGACUGUGGUGAAACGUUUGCUCUGAAAGCUGGCCUGCAGAGGCAUGUGACUCUCCCCAAGAAGAGACCCAGUGAAUGCCACUUAUGCAAAAAACACUACAACUCCACCUGUAAACUGGAAGCCCAUGUCAGGCUCUGUCACCUUGGGAAGCCCUUCACCUGCCCUGCUUGUGGCAAGACCUUCAAAUACAAAGGCCAUAUGUCCAGGCACAUGAGGAUUCACAAAGGAGAGAAACUAUUUAGCUGUGGUGACUGUGGGAAAAGCUUCAGUCAGAAGGGACACCUUACCGUGCAUAAACUGACUCAUACAGGUGAGAAACCUUUUAGCUGUGGUGACUGUGGGAAAAGUUUUAGUCAGAAGGGGAACCUAAGCAUUCAUAAACUGACUCACACAGGAGAGAAACCUUUUAGCUGUGGUGACUGCGGGAAAAGCUUUGGGCUCAAGCGGCACCUAACCAUGCAUAAACUGACUCACACAGGAGAGAAACCAUUUAGCUGUGGCGACUGCGGGAAAAGAUUCAAUCGCAAGGAGGUCUUAACUAUGCAUAUAAGGACUCACACAGGAGAGAAACCAUUUAUCUGUGGUGACUGUGGGAAAAGCUUCAGUCAGAAGGGGAACCUAACCGAACAUGUACUGACUCACACAGGAGAGAAACUCUUUAGCUGUGGUGACUGUGGGAAAAGCUUCAGUCAUAAGGGACACUUUUCUGUGCAUAAACUGACUCACACAGGUGAGAAACCUUUUAGCUGUGGUGACUGUGGGAAAAGCUUUAGUCAGAAGGGACACCUUACCGUGCAUAAACUGACUCACACAGGAGAGAAACCUUUUUGCUGUGGAGACUGCGGGAAAUGCUUUGGGCUCAAGCGGCACCUUACCCUGCACAAACUGACUCACACAGGAGAGAAACCAUUUAGCUGUGGAGACUGCGGGAAAAGCUUCAAUCGCAAGGCGGUCUUAACUAUGCAUAUAAGGACUCACACAGGAGAGAAACCAUUUAGCUGUGGAGGCUGUGGGAAAAGCUUCAGUCAGAGGGGGAACCUAACCAAGCAUACUCGGACUCACAACAGAGAUAAUUCCUUUCGCUGUGGUGACUGUGGGGAAAGCUUCACUGAGAAGGGGCACCUAACUGAACAUAUACGGACUCACACAGAAGAGAAACGAUAUAGGUGUGGUGAUUGUGGGAAAAGCUUCAAUCAGAAGGCUGACCUAAGGAGGCAUAUACUGACUCACACAGGAGAGAAAUCACAUGGCUGCUCAGUCUGUGGUAAAAGAUUCACUCAUAAAUCUCAUCUGUUGAGGCAUGUGGAUAAAGUCCACAAAGAAAGAAAACGGGACAGAAACUGAAAGAGGAAAGAACAUUAGGACAAAGAGAUUGUCUGUCAGGUAAGUGAAUAUAAAGGCAGGAUGUGGACAAAUCUCUUAGGAAGCAACAGCGACAUGGCCCUCAUCAAAUAUGCAGACGACAUGGCUCUGGUUGCUUGCCUGGAGGACAAGUCCAUCUCAAGCUACUCCCAGUUCAUUGACUGCCUCAACGUGGUUUGACAAUAGCUUCCUUGACCUUAACGUCACCAAGACUAAAGAACUGUGCAUUGGAGGAAAGAAAGCUGGGGAAAACGGAAGCCCUUCUCUCGAGCAUGUCACCAUGGAAAGACAGGACGUGGAGCAAGUCACACAUUUUAAAUAAUUGGACAAUUUUAGACCACAAACCUAGCUUCCAGUAGAACACUGACCUCAUCUACAAAAAGGCAGUUUCUUUCCCUACUUAAGAAACUAUGACGUUUUAAUGCAAGCAGACACACACUGAUCAUGGUAUACAAAUCCCUGAUCGAGUGUUCUCAAUUACAACAUCCCCUUCUGGUACCUUUUCAGUGAUGUUAAAUUUUUUAUUUGUUUCAUUUUGACAUUUCAUUCUGACAUAUAAAUGUUUAAUGUGUUUCAUUCUGACAUUUCAUUCUGACAUGUCAAUGUUUAUUGUGUUUCAUUUUGACAUUUCAUUCUGACAUGUAAAUGUUUAAUGUGUUUCAUUCUGACAUUUCAUUCUGACAUGUAAAUGUUUAAUGUGUUUCAUUCUGACAUGUAAAUGUUUAAUGUGUUUCAU